Molecule: messenger RNA, 3845 nt
Organism: Archocentrus centrarchus (flier cichlid)
Lineage: Eukaryota; Metazoa; Chordata; Actinopteri; Cichliformes; Cichlidae
Product: chromobox protein homolog 2-like
Exons: 5
Coding region: 30-1628 (532 amino acids)
Biological process (GO): negative regulation of transcription by RNA polymerase II
Cellular component (GO): PRC1 complex; heterochromatin
Source: RefSeq, a predicted model, not a curated record
UGAAACGCGGUGGUGCGGGGAGCUGCAGCAUGGAGGGGGUCACCGUCGGCCAGGUGUUUGACGCGGAGUGCAUCCUCAGCAAGCGGCCCAGGAAGGGAAAGUUCGAGUAUCUGGUGAAGUGGAGAGGAUGGUCCUCCAAGCACAACAGCUGGGAGCCCGAGGAGAACAUCCUGGACCCGCGGCUGCUGGCAGCGUUUCAUAAGAGGGAGCAGGAGCGGGAGCUUCUGUUUCAGAAGAAGGGAAAGCGGCCGAGAGGUCGACCACGAAAGAUUCAGCCGGUGCCAACCGUCACGAAGGACAACCGCUCCUCAUCCUCCUCUUCCUCCGGCCUGUUGUCAUCCGCCUCCUCUUCUUCCUCGGAGGAUGAAGAACACACAAAGAAGGUGAAGACUGGCCCUCGUGUCCACCCUGUUCCUCAGAAGAGGCCUCAGAUCAUGCUGGCCAAACCCGACCCCCCACGAAAGAAGAAGCGAGGGAGGAAGCCGCUGCACCCUGACCUGAGGGCUCUAAAGCAGGCGAAGAGCCACCCUCCUCCUCCUCCACCUGCUCCACGCCACCACCAGAUAUCCAGAGACGAGCCACGGCCUAGCGUGAAGAAGCCGCUGCAGCCGGCCAGCUUCACCUACACCGGCCUGAGCAGGGCCUCCAGGGACGAGGCCAGCUCCGCCUCCCAGACCUCCUCCACCUCCUUCUCCCAGGCCUCCAAACCCGGGUCACUCAGCUGCAUUUGGACCAAUCGCUCACUGUCAGGCUCCUCGCCAUCAUCUGGCUCCUCCUCCCACAACAGAGCCACUCCCUCCUCACAGAGUAAGAACUCUCUGUCAGAGCUGAAGCGCUCCAUCCCAGAGGCGGUCAGAGGAGACGGCUUUAAGGCGACGCCUCUGAAACAGGGCGGCACCUCGGGCUCGCUGGGAUUGCACAGCAGCUUCGGGGGAGGUUCAGCCGUCCGGCGCUCCCCGCUGGGCCAGAGGAGGCAGGAAGGUGCCGGCGGUCAGAGCACGUUGGUUACACACAAGCAGCUGAACUCGAGUCUGUCCAAACCGUCAUCAUCGGCAUCGCCGUUGCCUCGAGACCGAGCCAGCCAGGCACUGAGCCUCCGAGCACUCAACCUGCAAAGCGUCAGCAAACCACCAUCCAGUAUCGGCCUUCAGGGAAGCAACACGAGCGGCGCCGCAGUGGCGAGGGCGAGCCUGCGGAGCAGCGGCAGCAGUAUGGUUAUAAAAGGGGGAUCGGGGAGCACCAAAGAUACUCGCGCUGGAGCUACAGAGCAGGGCAGGGUAAAGGAGAAGCUGGCAGGAGGUGGCGCUGCUCGCGGGAACGGCGGUGGGCGGCAGGAUGAGCGCAAACUUGGGCUCGGUUCUCAGAACAGGAACCUGAACGAGCUCAGCACCGGCGACUCCGACGAGACCAGCAGCAGCGAGUCGGAGCCUGAAGACACCCUGUUUCCCAGCAGCAGCAGACCCAGCCUGGGCAACAAUGCCACCGACUCAGACACGGAGACGGACUGGAGGCCGGCACGGAGCCUCCUGGAGCACGUCUUCGUCACCGACGUCACAGCCAACUUCAUCACGGUGACGGUGAAGGAGUCGCCGACCAGUGUGGGGUUCUUCAGUUCUCGGAAUCACUGAGCCGGACAUUCAGCUCUCUUACUAAAACCACUCAGGGUUCCUACACCUCUCUGGAAAUCCAAACACUCAGUCAUUCCCAGCGCUGUCUCCGAGGCAAUCCUUCAGUUCCAGGAAAGAAAAACAUGGCGGACAGAUCAGAUCGAGCAGGAAACUCCUCACAAUCAGCAGUAGGAACCCUGAUGUUUAGACUCUGUUUACACCUGACACAAGGCUGCAGUCUGCCAGCGUUUAACUUGCGACCUCUCUGGGGUCAAAGGUCAGGCAGCAUUCACACCUUUUCAGAGAAUUUCUUCCUGUUAGAAACACCCAGAUGGAAAAUAUUUCAAAAGUUUAAUAAUCAUUAAUAUAAAAACUGACUCUGUCCUUCCCCUGGUAAGAUUUGAUGCACAACGACUGCCAAGGUGCCAAUGAACCUACCAGCUGUUUGCUGCCAUUAAACACCUGUGGUGGAGGGCGAUGGUGUCUCUCCCUGCAGGAUAGGCAUCCUAAGCUACCAGGCUUCUGAACAGGAAGCUGAGAUUGAAACUAAUCAGCUCGACUGAAAUUACUCAGCAUCUCGAACAUCAGGAGUCGCAGAUUAACGUCUGCGGGUCUGUACUGAGCAUGCUCCGGUCGAGCUGAUUAGUUCAUUUUCUACAUAUAAAUACUUGAUGACGCUGAUGGGUGACAGGAGUUAUUUAACACUCUCUGACCCAGCUCACCCUUCGCUGGUUGCAGCUCACCUUCAAACACAGAUACCUGCAGCUGUGUGUCAGGAAGGUGGACAGGUGUGAAAGUGGGUAGUGGCCCAGGUCACGUAGCUCUGACCAAAACAGUAUGGAAGAUGUGUCCAUACUAAAAAAAAAAAAAACUGCCAUCUGUGACUUGAAAUUUCAAGUUAAGUGUCUCAACAUUUUGAGUUAAUAACUUGAAAUUUUGAGUUAUUUUCUCUAGAUUUCAAGUUAGCUCUGCCAAUCAGGAAGCUCCGUGACAGUCAUUUCCUUGUUAACCAGAAGCAGGAGGCUGUUUUUUUUGCUAGAAAGCAUUCAAAGGUCAAAAAGCUGACGACAGUUUGUUCACAUUUGCUAGCAACAAGGAUGACCUCUUUCAUGGAGCUUCCUGAUUGGUAGAGCUAACUCGAAAUUGAGUUAUUUUCUCAAAAUUUUGAGUUAGUAACUUGAAAUUCCAAGAUACUUAACUAGAAAUUUCAAGUUAUGGAUUUUUUUUUUCCUUUUCCUUUUGUUUUGUUUUUUGUUUUUUUUAGUUUAACAAACAGGCUUCCAUUAACCAGGGGUUGAGGUCUGAACAAACCAAAUGUUCUCCUCUUGGGAACGUUUCUCUGACAGAUUAACCUGUGGUUCUCUUUCAGGAAGUUUAACUUUACUAAGGCGUCAUCGCUCCACUCAAAGCCGCUCGCAGUAUGGCGGCACAGAGCGACCCCAGCAGACUCGCUGUGGGACACGUUAGUGAUGCUGGCAGGUCAUCGGGCCAACCUUCACUGUUGUCUUCACAUGCAGUGGGUGAGAGGCUGAUUUUUAGAAAAGUGCACGUCAUCUCAGGUCAUUUUCAGACACCAGAACUUCCUGUUCUGGUGAAUUCUCUCAUGUGUUUUGGUGCUACACUCCUUCCAUCUGGGUGAACGUUCAGUAUAAAGUCAGAUUCUUUUAGAUUCUUGUUGGGGGGUUUGGUGUGAGCUCUCCUCAGCUUUGCAGACUGCAGCUUUGAUCAGUAACUAAACGGGGUUUGGACUCACAGAUGGAUGUAGACAGCACCUCUCCAGUGCCUCAGGUUACCUCCUCGCCGUGCAGCGUGAUUAGCUCCAGUAGGACAUUUGUGUUUGUUGGACAUACGUGGCUUCAUCCGGGGCAGCAUGUUUCCUCCAUCUGUCGUCUUUAAGUUCUCUUUGGACCAAAGGUGUUACGAAUGUGAACUGUCUCGUUCUCAGUGUGUUAUUGACAGUAUUUUUUGCACUACGCACAGUACAAGCUCAUGAGACAUCCCAUAAUCACUUCUAUAUACGUACAUAUAUAUAUUUACCAGUUUUGUACCAUUUGAAACCAUCGCUGUGUCUUUUGGAGGUGAAAUAUGUGUUAAUUUAUAUUUGUAAAUAUGGUUUUUCAUGUGAUAUCUAAUUAUCUAUCUGGUGCUCAUUUUGGCUUUUAGCUUCACACACCUGUAGCCUGUGCCUCUCUGCCAUUCAGAAGAAUCUGAAAUAAACCAGAAGCACCCGAAGCUUCC